Molecule: messenger RNA, 510 nt
Organism: Laetiporus sulphureus 93-53
Lineage: Eukaryota; Fungi; Basidiomycota; Agaricomycetes; Polyporales; Laetiporaceae
Exons: 4
Coding region: 1-510 (169 amino acids)
Source: RefSeq, a predicted model, not a curated record
AUGGCUUCUCGUGCAGGACGACGUGUUUUUGCGCAGGCAUUGCGACCGACAGCACGCGUGGGCCGCAGCACAGGCAGAAGAUGCAUGAGCACCGCCGAGCACGGCGCACAUUCGACGGGCAGUGACAAACCAUGGAUUGCAAUAUGGUUACUGUCUCCGCCGGCCAAGCAGGCUGAUCACCAUGGCCCUGCGCACGGUCAUGCGGAGAAGAAGGGCCCCUCUGUCCCUGUCGAGGGUGAUGAGGGAACCGAGGUUCCUGCGGAGGAAGGAGCAGACAAGGACGCCAUAACUGACGCGGAAGGCGUGACUGUCUCUGGCAAGGAGGUCCAAGAGUCGAUACAACAAGCUGCUAACGAAGACCUCCCUCCUGACGCUCAGGCCGCCGAGGAGAAGGAGGCCAAGGGUUCGUCUGGCUCGCCUGGCGGGAUCGAAGAGGCAGAGAAAACGCCUGACCAGAAAGAAAAGCCCGGCACGGCGCACACGGGAACCCUCCAGAGCGGCGACAAAUGA